GCUGUGCGGCAGCGGUGCGGGAGCCCCCGCCGCACUUGUGAAGCCGUUCGUCAGUAUCGAUAGACGUUAAUAGGAUCUCGAGCUCCCGUUCCCCACCUGGCUUAGCCAAGGGCCACGGCACAGGGGAAGCCGUGGGGGAAGCGUGUUCUGGCUGAAGGACAGAGCUCACGCCAUUCAGGAGAGAGCCCGGAGCUUUUAGACAGAAAAAUGCUUUGGCAUUCCUGCAAGUCCGUCCUCUUUUCCUUCUUUCUGCCGACAGUUCCUUGGCCACAGAGCGAAUGAAUGCCUUUCAUGCACCAAAGCUAAAGCCACCAAGAGGCUCACGAGCAACUCAGCUCUGACUUCCAGAAUUCCUCGUCCCCCCCGUGCUCCUGCUUGGAGUUCCUUUCACACAUCUGUGCUGUUCGUUGCCCCUUUAAAAAGAAACAGCAAAGAUGCCCUUCCCCAUCCCUCCUUUCUCCUGUAUCAGUGUAUCCAGGCAAAGGCAGAGCUAGCAGCCCCUGCGGUCCCCUGUCACUGCCUGGGGGACCCCCGCAGCCUCACUGCAUGGGCACCGCCGUCGGAAAGAGGGCCCUGGGGAGGCUGCUGCUGGGAGAGCGCGCUUCCAGAGGUGUCAGUCAAUCGCAAUGGCUGUCAUUUCCACUGGGGUGAUCUUCAGUAAAUACUGCAACUCCAGGGAUAUUAUGGACCUCUUCUGCAUUGCAACAGGGUUACCAAGGAACACAACCAUCUCCCUCUUGACGGCAGAUAAUUGCAUGGUGUCCAUUGAUCCGACUAUGCCUGCGAACUCAGAGAGGUCUCCAUACAAGGUGAUACCUGUUGCCACUGGGCAGCUUUCAGAGAAAGAAGAAUUGUUCCAGAAUUUACUGGGACAGAUUGCCGAGCAGUUCUCAAGGGUUUUUAAAAUCAAUGAACUGAAAACGGAAGUAGCUAAUCACUUGGCAAUGCUGGAGAAAAAGGUGGAACUGGAAGGCCUGAAAGUUGUGGAGAUUGAGAAAUGCAAGAGCGACAUUAAAAAGAUGAGGGAGGAAAUGGCAGCAAGAAGCAGCAGGACUACCUGUCCCUGCAAGUACAGCUUUUUGGAUGAAAACAAGAGGCCAACACCCCGGCGGGAUGUGCCAUCCUACCCAAAGUACAUGCUGUCUCAGGAGACCAUAGAAGCACUUCGGAAACCAACAUUUGAUGUCUGGUUGUGGGAGCCCAAUGAGAUGCUGAGUUGCUUGGAGCAUAUGUACCAUGAUCUUGGGCUGGUCAAAGACUUCAACAUCAAUCCUAUCACAUUAAAGAGGUGGUUGCUUUGCAUUCAUGACAACUACAGAAACAACCCUUUCCACAAUUUCCGGCACUGCUUUUGCGUGACCCAGAUGAUGUACAGCAUGAUCUCACUCUGUAGUCUUCAGGAGAAGUUUUCCCAAAUUGACAUCUUGAUUCUCAUGACCGCAGCAGUGUGCCACGACUUGGACCAUCCAGGCUAUAACAACACCUAUCAGAUAAAUGCACGAACGGAGCUGGCGGUACGUUACAAUGACAUCUCCCCACUGGAGAACCAUCACUGUGCUGUGGCUUUCCAGAUCAUUUCCCAGCCAGAAUACAACAUUUUCUCCAAUGUUGACCAGGACCAAUUCAAACAGAUAAGACAGGGGAUAAUUACAUUAAUUCUGGCUACCGACAUGGCGAGACAUGCAGAAAUACUGGACUCUUUCAAGGAAAAAAUGGAAAAUUUUGAUUACUCAAAUGAAGAACACAUGACCUGUCUGAAGAUGAUACUGAUAAAAUGCUGUGAUAUCUCCAAUGAAGUCCGCCCAAUGGAAGUCGCUGAGCCCUGGGUAGACUGCUUGCUAGAGGAAUAUUUUAUGCAGAGUGACAGGGAAAAAUCAGAGGGUCUUCCAGUGGCACCUUUCAUGGACCGUGAUAAAGUGACCAAGCCAACCGCACAGAUCGGCUUCCUGAAGUUCGUCCUCAUCCCCAUGUUUGAGACAGUAACAAAGCUAUUCCCUGAAGUGGAGGAGAUGAUGCUUCAGCCCCUUUGGGAGUCCAGAGACCGCUACGAGGAGUUAAAACAGAUAGAUGAUGCUAUGAAAGAGCUGCAGAAGAAGAAAAGUGACAGCCUGACCGCCGGCACAACCGAAAAGUGAGAAGAAAAAGACUUUGAGCAAAACGUUGUCCCUACGGUUAUUUUCUUUUUGAAAAACACUGCAUUUGCCAAACGGAUGUGGCAGAAUCCAGCAGGAACAACGCUUGGGGUGAGGUGGCCAAGAUGGACACCAAGAUGGAUGCCCUUUCCAGCUGGUGCCACGCAGGCCAUGGCACAGCUCCUUCCCCACUGGGUUUGCCUCUUUGGCCAGCACUGGGAACUGCUGUCUCCAGGGACAAAGUGGAGCUGAGCUAAGGAGCCGUAUCUGUAAAACAAACCACUGGUGUCCAAAACAAAUGAAAACUUGUUUUAGUCAAGAUCCUGCACAUACCUGUACUGCAGUAUGCUAUUACAGCACAGCUUAACAGAUGCUAAUGUAAAUGACAGGAGCCUGGCAGAUAUUUUUGUUUGCCAGGUAGGCCCUAAUGACACAUUUCCCUGUAUUAUCCUAUGAAUUUUAUAGUGUUCACAGUACAUUCAGAAGCCCAGCGUAGUGGAUGCAGUUUUCUUUUCUACACUAGAAGAAGUCAGAAAAAGCCUUCGUGGACUUACAGGUUCGCUUUGUGCCCAGCAGUGUCAGGGGUUCUUUGGCACAAGCAGAGGGGAGCACCACGCAGCACCACUGUGCAGGUUUUUAUCCUCAUGAAUGGAAUGCAAAAAGUAACAGCAUCAAGAAGAACCUUCAAAGAUGUACAGAUUUUUAUUUUUAUUUUUUACUGUUAAACUGAUCUGCUAAAUAAUAUAUUCUUCUACAGAAA
Molecule: messenger RNA, 2892 nt
Organism: Gallus gallus (chicken)
Lineage: Eukaryota; Metazoa; Chordata; Aves; Galliformes; Phasianidae
Gene: PDE9A
Product: phosphodiesterase 9A
Exons: 18
Coding region: 627-2135 (502 amino acids)
Biological process (GO): cGMP catabolic process
Molecular function (GO): 3',5'-cyclic-GMP phosphodiesterase activity
Source: RefSeq, a predicted model, not a curated record